This is a messenger RNA of Daktulosphaira vitifoliae (grape phylloxera), 1425 nucleotides long. Its product is annotated as homeobox protein engrailed-like ceh-16. Gene Ontology annotation, molecular function: DNA binding; DNA-binding transcription factor activity, RNA polymerase II-specific. NCBI's taxonomy places the organism in Eukaryota, Metazoa, Arthropoda, Insecta, Hemiptera, Phylloxeridae. Bases 144 to 848 code for a protein of 234 amino acids. Gene Ontology annotation, biological process: neuron differentiation; regulation of DNA-templated transcription; central nervous system development. The transcript has 3 exons. The record is from RefSeq and is a predicted model, not a curated record.
CACGCACAACAUGUUCGGUCGGUACUCUAGUUCAAAACUGUUACUUCAUCGAGUAUAUUAAAUAUAAAAUAUUUUUACGUUAGGAAACGGAAACUAAGCUCUUUAUUAACGAUCUGCCAAGUUUGAUUUAAAAUUUACGCGCUAUGAUGAUGCUGCAGAAUCCUCUAUUUCAGGAGUACAACACAGCCUUAUCACAACUUCUUGAAUUGCAUCAACAACAAAGGCAUUUAUAUCAGCAGCGACAGAACCAACAAAGGGGUGCUUUCCAAACGUAUGGGUGUGUGGACGGUAUUAGAAGUGCUAGCCGUGGCAGUACCGACUCUGAUGGUGGCUUAAGUUCUUCGUCUCCUCGACCUUCUAAACCCUUUACUAUCGAUGCUAUACUUGGGUUACACGGACCACCUGGUCAAAACUGUACACCUACCGCAGCUACUGCCUUAGAUUUUUCGACCAGUGGAUCAGCUGCUGCUAUCGCUAUGCAUUCCAAAAAAUCUAAAGAAGAUAAAAUUGAUGGAUCGCUGAAAAAACAUGGUUGUUCAGGAAAAUCAAAAAGAGUAAGAACAAUUUUCACUCCUGAACAGCUGGAAAGGCUUGAAAUGGAGUUUGAACGUCAACAAUAUAUGGUGGGUCCUGAAAGGUUGUAUUUGGCACAUACUUUACAGCUGACUGAAGCACAAGUUAAAGUUUGGUUCCAAAAUCGUCGCAUCAAGUGGAGAAAACAACAUUUAGAGAUACAACAACAAAGGUUGGCUAAUAUACAUCAGAGAAAUACACACGAAAUUGUGCAGGAGUGCGAAGAUGAUGACGAUUCAGAAACAGAUACAAACAAUUGUUCGUUUUACUCUUAAUCGUUAGAUAGAGGUAAUCGUUCUUCUUAUACUAUAUUGUAAAUUCAUCUACAUCUGUGUAAAGUAUGAAAAAUAAUAUGUGAUCAUUAAGUUGCAAGUCCACAUGAAAACAUUUAUUAAAAAGAAUGGGUUGAAAAGGUAAUUAUGCCGCCAAAAGAAAUAUUUCAUUAGUUGGUAUAUUCAUAUUUGUGGUUGUCAACUGAAUAGAAAUACUAGAAAUAGUUUUAUACCUUCAUACAAAUUUUGAAUUAAUCUUUCAAACUUGGAAAGUAACAACAAAAACAACCACCCCUUUUGAAAUACAUUUCAGGUAAAGUGCACGGUAUAAUUGUCUCCAAAAUGUAUUAUUUGAUCCUAAACACUUCUAUCAUCUUUUAUUGUACCUAUUGUAUUAAAUUAAUUAAAUACUAUUUAUUUGAUGAAAGUUAAAGUUAAAUUAUUUUAUUAAAAGUUAUUUAAUAAAAGCUUAAUUGUGUAGAAUUAUUGUCUAAAAAUUAUGUAAAAAUUAGAUAAUAAGAAUCUGGUGAUUAUUAUCAUUACCAAACACUUUGAUUAUUAUUAAUGUUUAUGUAUUUAU